Messenger RNA from Megalops cyprinoides (Indo-Pacific tarpon), 2502 nucleotides. It is a transcript of the gene copz2, whose product is annotated as COPI coat complex subunit zeta 2. The coding region runs from base 59 to 628 and encodes 189 amino acids. The record is from RefSeq and is a predicted model, not a curated record. Gene Ontology annotation, biological process: retrograde vesicle-mediated transport, Golgi to endoplasmic reticulum; intra-Golgi vesicle-mediated transport; intracellular protein transport. Lineage: Eukaryota; Metazoa; Chordata; Actinopteri; Elopiformes; Megalopidae. The transcript has 10 exons. Gene Ontology annotation, cellular component: COPI vesicle coat.
CUGCGAGGUCUAUUAAAAUGACAGCUCAGACUGUCCACGUCAACACCGAAACACCACCAUGGACUCAGUGGCUUUGGAACCUUCACUCUACACAGUGAAAGCUGUUUUCAUUCUGGACAAUGAUGGAAACCGACUCCUGUCAAAGUACUAUGACUCAGAGCUCUAUCCCUCCAUGAAAGAGCAGAAGAACUUUGAGAAGAAAAUAUUCAACAAGACACACAAAGCUGACAACGAAAUCGCCUUUUUGGAGGGGCUGACCAUCGUUUACAAAAGCAGCAUUGACCUCUUCUUCUACGUGGUGGGCAGCGCUCAAGAGAAUGAGCUCAUGCUGAUGGCAGUCCUGAACUGUCUGUUCGAGUCCCUCAGCCAGAUUUUGAGGAAGAACGUGGAGAAGAGGUGUCUUCUGGACAACCUGGAUGGAGUCUUCUUAGUUGUGGAUGAGAUCAUUGAUGGGGGUGUGAUCUUGGAGAGCGACCCCCAGCAGGUCAUCCAGAAAGUGAAUUAUCGGGCAGAUGAGAAUCCCCUGUCGGAGCAGAGCGUGGCUCAGCACAUAUCACAGAAACUGGCUGCCACCUCCACUGUGCUGCAGUCUGCGAAGGAACAAAUCAAGUGGUCAAUAUUGAAAUGAUCAGGCUUGGAACUGGAGAAGACACCUAGCUCUUAGUCCUAGGAACUGCAGUGUAUAUAUAUAUUUGUGGUACAAUGCAUACAUUUAAGGGAGUUUUCAUGUUACAAAUGUCUGAAAUAGAGAGGGGAAAAACCAGCAACAAAGUGGUUAAAAUAUGUUGAAUUUUCGAUAUGAAGUAAUAUACAUUUGUAUUUAUAUUAUAAAACAUGCUCAAUUUAAUGUGACAGCCUGUAUGAGGAAGAACACUUUGUUUAGCACCUAUGUAGCCCAUCUUCGAAAACAGGGAAGCAAAUAGUAAAAAUACACUUACACUGAUGAGUUACACUGAUGAUUUCUUUUGUAUUGUAUUUCAGUUGAGUAGUCACAAUGUUGUUGUUUUUUAUAGAUAUUUUCCCUCUCAGGAAACUACUUGGAAUACAGUGAAUCCCGGAUUCAGUUUCACCAAAUAAUUAUAUGUGUUUUAAGGCUUCAGAUGUAGCCAAAUUUUAUUUGUGUUUUUACUGUUACCCGGAAUUGUGUGUCAAAAAAAAUCAUUCAUCUCUUUCUUGGUACACAGGUCUACAUGUUGGUCUGUCAUCAGCCAAAUUUCACAGUGGAUUGAUAAUUAAGGAUUGUAGUGACGGGUUGUUUCAGAUUUUUGUCUGAAAGUAUACGCUGAGACACACUGCAGGAAAUAUGGCUUCGUAGGAUUCAGUAUUUGGCUGACACCUAAAAAUAUCAGCUUUGUGCAUCCCAAAGUAAUUCAGAGGAAAAAUAUGCUUAAAACACACAGCAGGCAACAGUGUCCUAGUGCACAAGCAGUGCGUUAUAGAGGAGGGUUACAUUUCUAAAAAAGAUUGUUCAGUGGAGAAGGUCAGCUUGUGUUGAAACCUUAACUGUUUCUUUUUAAUAUAUUACUUUUGGACAUUACUUUAAUAUUAUAAUAAAGUACCUGUGGCACAGUGAAAAGUAAAAGUGCAUAGCAGGGCUGCCAAUUUGAUGACAAAAUGCACAAGACAGGGCUUUAUUAAUUAUUAAUAUUAAUUUAUUAAUAUUUUUGUGUGGCUGUAAGCAGUGACUAAACAUUUUAUGCUCUCUGUGUUCAGGGAACAUGCUAAACGUCAUCAUGUUGUUUUUCCCCCCUCAGUGAAGAAUAUAAAACAUUUUGCCCAAUACUGUUACUUUUUUCAGGAAUUCUGGACGGAUUCAUGUGUAUUCUCCUGUAAAAAAGCCUCUGAUACCAAAGAUUACCACUGAAGGCUACAACUACAUUUGAGUCUACACUUAAUAUGUGGUGUAAUUUCAUACAUGAUCCUAUGAACGGAGGGACCCUAAACUGAUCACUUUUGUGUAUUUAUUUAUUUAUUCGGCAGACACGCGUAUCCAGAGUGAAUCAUGAAGCCAAUAUUGCAUUAUAUAUUGAAUACAUAUCACAUGAGCAACAGAUGCAGCAAAAACAGGAAGAGAACGGCAAGAAUUACAGUACAUAAGAAUAUGUUGUAAAAAUGCCCAUUUGAGAAAAUAGGUGACCAGAAAAAACUGUCGCUUUAACUUAUCAUUUCUAAUGUAUGCAGGUGCAGUAUUGAAUGAAGUAGGGUAAUUUGAUUAAGCGGUAUAUUCUUCUUGAAUAAUCAUAUUAAAUAUGUAUGCAAGCAAUAGAAGAAUAAAGGUUGAGGUAAAUUAUGUUAACAAAUGGUGUACUGCAAUACUGGAACAAAUGUCAGUUGCUUUAAUCCAUGUAAUUUACCAUACUGUUUAUAGAACAGAAAUUGAAUCAAAUUGCAUUUUUUGCAUCUCCCGUGCUUAAGUGAGCAGGAGAAAGCAUUCUCUAUAUCACAAAGCUUUUUCAAAUAGACUUUUUAUAUAUAUUUGUUUCAUUUUGCAUUGAUUUCAGC